GUCUGACUUGGACUCUAUCUUCCUACUCCACCCACCAGCCUCCAUUUGGGAUUCUCAUCUUCCACCCUCCUUCUUCCUCCGCCGCCCUCUAUCGGAGCUUUUUUUGCCGCCGGCAACGGCCGAUACGACGGUGAAGAGGCGCCAUGGACAGGCUUCUGUAUUCUCCUUCUCCUACCUCCUUCAAGAUUAAUCCGAAUCCACCUCUUCUUCUUCCUCGGUUCCGUCGCAUUGACUCCGCGAAGCUCAAUUUCCCCCUCCCGACGCGCCAUGGACUCCGUCCGCUUGGUUUGUUCUCCUCUAAGGUUGAUAAGCCUUCUAUGCCGUUGAUUCAUUGUCUUUCUUCGUCGAAUUCGUUGAGCGAUUCGAUUUCCACGUCCAAUUCUAGAGCCGUCUCGCCCAAGCCUGAUUUGCUUGAACAUUUCGCCGGAAAGAAGAAGGUCAAACAGUCACUCUUUGUUCUUUCUGCUCUUGCCCUGAUCCUGAUCCAACCAGUCUUUGCGCCAGCAGCCUUUGCAUCUUUCCAAAAUGCAGCUAAAACCGGAGGUCCUGCAGCAGCUGCAGUUGGGCGACGACUGAUCCAGAGUGAGCUAUUAAGUAGCGCUUGGACUGGCUUUUUUGCUGGCUGCUUACACACAUUAUCAGGACCAGAUCACCUUGCUGCCCUUGCACCCCUUUCAAUUGGCUGUAGCCGCAUGGAAAGUGCUGCAGUGGGCGCUCUUUGGGGGUGUGGUCAUGAUGCAGGUCAGGUCAUUUUUGGUCUACUAUUUUUACUGCUAAAAGAUAAGCUUCACAUUGAAAUUCUCAGAACCUGGGGCACAAUAGUAGUAGGCGUGACACUAUUUGUAAUAGGAAUUCUGGGUAUUAGGGAAGCUUCAGAAGUCCGUACCCCAUGUGUUGUAGGUCUAGAAAAUGGUGAAUGCGAUGUCGGCAUUUACAAAACAUUAGAGAAUCCAAUGGUCAUAGGGGAGAAGAACAAGAAGAAAAAAAAGAUAGGCUUUGCCACUUUUGCCACAGGAGUUGUCCAUGGCCUACAACCCGAUGCACUCAUGAUAGUCUUGCCUGCCCUAGCCUUGCCUUCCCGUGUAGCCGGCGCUGCCUUUCUUGUUAUGUUUCUAGUUGGAACAGUUAUUUCAAUGGGAAGCUAUACUGCUUUUAUAGGCUCGUUUAGCGAGGCAUUGAAGGACAGAGUGCCUAGAAUAACUGAAAAACUGACCUGGGCUGCUUCUUUUGUAGCCAUUGCUCUUGGACUUGCCAUUAUCAUUAGCCAGUUUCUUGGUUAUAGCCUCUACUGAUUGUCUCCAUCCACUCCUUUUCAUCACCAGACAUAAAAAGUUAGUAGUUUUGAGGAGUACCCAAAAUUUUUCUUAAGAUUAUCUCUACUGUUUUGGAUCUUGUCUGUAGUACGGAUCUUAAAUUGUGUAAAAAGCUUGACAUAAUCAUCUUUUGCUCCAAUACAAGUUCCACUUACUGAUACACGAAUAGUUUAAGGGAUUGACAUGGCUCGUCUGUCGCAUUGUUUAUUUGUUAAUCUUUAUUGAAGUGAUGAGUGAUCUGAUUCUGAUCU
Cucurbita moschata (crookneck pumpkin) is the source of this 1564-nucleotide messenger RNA. RefSeq lists its product as uncharacterized. The transcript has 2 exons. The record is from RefSeq and is a predicted model, not a curated record. Bases 144 to 1292 code for a protein of 382 amino acids. Lineage: Eukaryota; Viridiplantae; Streptophyta; Magnoliopsida; Cucurbitales; Cucurbitaceae.